Molecule: messenger RNA, 4069 nt
Organism: Cuscuta campestris
Lineage: Eukaryota; Viridiplantae; Streptophyta; Magnoliopsida; Solanales; Convolvulaceae
Source: the annotation of a GenBank genome assembly
GACCCAUCAAAAUUUAAUAAACAAAUCUAUGAAGAAGCACUUCAAUUAAUAAAUAUCCAAAAUGAAAAUUCUAUCCAGAUAAUUUUUCACUUAUUUACAAAUAUAAUUUGUUUUAUUAUUCUAAAUGGUUUUGCUAAUUGGCGUAAUGAAAACCCCCUUAGUAUUCUGAACUCUUGGUUGCAAAAAUUCUUAUUUAAUUUAAGUGAUACAGUAAAAGUAUUUUUCCUUCUUCUAUUCACGGAUUUUUUUUUUGGAUAUCAUUCAACUCGCGGUUGGGAAUUCACCAUUGGAUUUCUCUACGACUCUUUUGGAUUUGGUCAUAAUGAUCAAAUAAUAUCCUGUCUUGUUUGCAUCAUUCCGGUCAGUCUUGAUAUCGGUUUUAAGUAUUUUCUUUUCCUCUAUUUAAACCGCGUCUCUCCGUCACUUCUAAUUAUUUAUAAUUCAAUAGGUGAAGUUAUAUGAAGCUUAGAUUCUUCAUUUUUUCUAUUUUAAUCCUGCUUGGUUAUUUUAUAAAAUUUAGAAAAUCUAGAUGAAUUUUUUAUUUGAGCAACUGGCCGAAUCGUGGUUAUAGUAGACUAGAUGAGCGACCGAACUCGUUUGAUUUUAUUGAUUUUGGAAUCCACAAUUGGCCGAUGCACACUAAAAAUCUUUUUUAUUCGAGAACUCAACAGAUUACUCAAUAUCUUUCGGCAUUGCUUAUGAUGGUUAUCCUAACUCGGACAUCUAUUUCAAGUGCCUAUCCCCUUUUUGCACAACAGGGUUAUGAAAAUCCAAGAGAAGCAACUGGUCGUAUUGUCUGUGCUAAUUGCCAUUUGGCGAAUAAGCCUGUGAAUAUUGAGGUACCCCAAGCGAUACUUCCUGAUACUGUAUUUGAGGCCGUUGUGCAAAUCCCAUAUGAUCUCCAACUUAAACAAGUUCUUUCUAAUGGAAAAAAGGGUGAAUUUUCAUAUUCAUAUUAAAGAAGGCAUAGUAUUACUCGUGAUUUUGUGGAAAAAAUCUUUGGCGCCAAGCGUGAGGGAAUGCCAGACGUUUGGUAAUUGUUCCCCCAACUAAGAGAAAACAGGCCAUAGAAGCGGCCAGUCCAACGCAUAUGGUUUGGGUAUCUGGUCGUACAACUUGCAUACUAUCAUAAAUAGCCAAUCCAGAUAUUAUUCCUCCGCCCGGAGAGUUUAAAAAAAAAAAAAUAUCCUUGGGAUCAUCUUGAAUACCAAGAUAGAUAAAAAGACCUGCAAGUUGAUUCCCAAUCUUAGUAUUUAUUGUAUGAGUUAAAAAAAGGCAUCGUUCGCGAUAAAGUCGGUUGUUUCGGGUGAAAUAUUUCCCUUUUGGAACCGUACACGCGCCUUUUGAUACAUACGGUUCACCAAACUUUUGAAAAUGAAUCAAUGUCUAGAUUCUAGUCCCUUUCUGUUUUUUAAAAGAGGUUCUUUGGUCACUCAACGGAUUGAGUAAACUUCUCAUUGAUUUAUUGUUUCAUCGAGAUUUAAUCCAAAUUCCGAUAUUCUUUUCUUGUUCCUGAAUGAGUUUACUUUUGUAUAGGUUUUUUCUCUUCUCCGGGUUAAAGAUUCUCCCAAUUUUAUAUUUGUAUAUAUAUAACAAAUAGGUUCUUUUUGCCAUUUUUUGUUUUAUCACUUUUUUAUUUUCAUUUAUUUAUUAAGUCUUCAAAGUCUAGGCAUUUUGUAGGUUAAAAGUGAAAAUCAUUGAUGGCUUACCAAGUGUUUUUUGUAAACGGAGCGUAAAUACAUUAAGUUUUUCAUAAAACCAUAAUAACGCCUGGUAUUCAAUUUCCCCAACAAAUAUUAUGAUUGCACUUCACGCUCCAAAUUUGGGACGACUCCCUUAAUUUAUUUUUGGUGAAAGGGGGCUAUCUCGAUCGGGCGAGAUAUGGGGAAAGUCCCAAUUGACUCAACCUAUCUGCCAAGCCGCACUAUAUAUCAAUCCACACUUGACCUGUAUCUUCGUCAUAUAGGAAACGUACUCUUGGAACACCAAUGGGCAUAAAAUUAAAUAAAAAACACUUUAUAUCCUUUUCAAAAUUUACUUUGAUAUGGAAACGUUAAAAAACUAAAACAAAAGAUAGGGUUUUAUUAGACUUAGUUAGAAUAUUGGUUUUUUAUAUUUUAUAUACAUUAAAGGCUCUAUUCUUCAAUUCUUAACAAUAGAUAUCUAACUCAAAACUAUUUUUUACGGGCAAGGCAAGAAAGUUAUGUAGCGUCUCUUUCUCUUUGAUCAAGAGGUAUUUUCAUGGGUUUACCUUGGUAUCGUGUCCAUACUAUUUUAUUGAAUGAUCCUGGUCGAUUGCUUUCAGUUCAUAUCAUGCAUACAGCUCUGGUUGCUGGGUGGGCUGGUUCGACAGCUCUAUAUGAAUUAGCGGUUUUUGAUCCUUCUGACCCGAUUCUUGAUCCAAUGUGGCGACAGGGUAUGUUUGUUAUACCCUUUAUGACUCGUCUGGGAAUAACUACUUCGUGGGCAGGUUGGGAUAUCACAGGGGGACCCAUAACGACUCCAGGUUUGUGGAGUUACGAAGGUGUCGCUGGAGCACAUAUUUUUUUCUCUGGAUUAUGCUUUUUGGCAGCUAUAUGGCAUUGGGUUUAUUGGGAUUUAGAAGUUUUUUUUGAUCAACGUACAGGAAAACCUUCUUUAGAUUUACCCAAGAUCUUUGGUAUUCAUUUAUUUCUCGCAGGACUAACGUGCUUUGGGUUUGGCACAUUUCAUGUAACAGGUUUGUAUGGUCCUGGAAUCUGGGUCUCAGACCCCUAUGGGUUAACAGGAAAAGUACAGGCAGUCAAUCCAGCCUGGGGCAUAGAAGGGUUUGAUCCAUUGGUUCCAGGGGGAAUAGCUUCGCAUCAUAUUGCAGCCGGGACUUUGGGUUUAUUAGCAGGCCUAUUCCAUCUGAGUGUCCGCCCGCCCCAACGGUUAUAUAAGGGAUUGCGUAUGGGAAAUAUUGAAACCGUCCUUUCUAGUAGUAUCGCCGCUGUCUUUUUUGCAGCUUUUGUGACUGCCGGAACUAUGUGGUAUGGUUCAGCAACUACUCCAAUUGAAUUGUUUGGGCCUACCCGUUAUCAAUGGGAUCAGGGAUAUUUCCAACAAGAAAUAUAUCGCAGAAUUAGUGUGGGAUUAGCCGACAAACAAAGUUUAUCGGAAGCCUGGUCUAAAAUUCCGGAAAAGUUAGCUUUUUAUGAUUAUAUCGGAAAUAAUCCUGCAAAAGGCGGAUUAUUCAGAGCAGGUUCCAUGGAUAAGGGGGAUGGAAUAGCAAUUGGAUGGCUAGGUCACCCGAUCUUUAGAGAUAAAGAGGGGCGUGAACUUUUUGUACGCCGUAUGCCGACGUUUUUUGAAACAUUUCCAGUUAUUUUAGUGGACAGCGGUGGAGUUGUUCGAGCUGAUGUCCCAUUUCGAAGGGCAGAAUCAAAGUAUAGUGUUGAACAGGUAGGCGUAACUGUUUCUUUUUAUGGUGGGGAACUUAAUGGGUUAACUUAUAGCGACCCUACUACUGUGAAAAAAUAUGCUAGACGUGCUCAAUUUGGUGAAAUUUUUGAAUUAGAUCGUGCUACUUUGAAAUCCGAUGGUGUUUUCCGAAGCAGUCCAAGGGGUUGGUUUACGUUUAGUCAUGUUUCAUUUGCCUUGCUUUUCUUCUUCGGCCAUAUUUGGCACGGUGCUAGAACACUGUUUCGAGAUUUGUUUGCGGGUAUUAAUCCGGAUUUAGAUUUGCAAGUUGAGUUUGGAGCAUUCCAAAAAUUGGGAGAUCCAACUACAAGAAAACUGGGAAUCUAAUCUCUCAUUUAUCAUAUUAGUUUUCGUUUGAUUUUACGAACUCCGAAUCUGAUAAAAACUAAACGGCACCAAGAAUUGAUCAUUGCCUUGAUGUCCAUUGUGAUUGAGAAGAGGUUUACCGCUUCAUUUCCGAAGGCCGUGGCUGCAUACUGUUUCCAGGUACACCAAGCAAUCACUCCUGGGAGUAUGUUUCUAGGAUUGCCCUUAAUUGUGUUAGCUUGAGAUCUCAGCUGCCAUUCCAUCAGAAGGGACAUUGAGAAGGCAUGUGAACUUGGAAUCUGAUUAAAUUUUCUGGGAAAGG